Messenger RNA from Quercus robur (English oak), 6198 nucleotides. Its product is annotated as disease resistance protein Roq1-like. Lineage: Eukaryota; Viridiplantae; Streptophyta; Magnoliopsida; Fagales; Fagaceae. Gene Ontology annotation, biological process: defense response; signal transduction. Bases 842 to 4282 code for a protein of 1146 amino acids. The transcript has 9 exons. Gene Ontology annotation, molecular function: ADP binding; protein binding. The record is from RefSeq and is a predicted model, not a curated record.
CACCUUCAUUUUGCUCACACUUGCAUUUUAUUUAGCUUUGCGCCUUUGCCUUUAGCACUAGCAGCAGGAACCAACGUCUUGGAUUUUGGAUCUCUCCAUUUCUCUCCAUUCAAGUUUUCAAUGUAAGUUCUCAAUCUCUCUCUUCGUUUCUCUCUCAAUAAUCAAUACACUCUGUCAAUUUUUUUUCCAUACCCAUCUUCUUUUAGGAGCUUUUCUUUCGGUAUAAAUUAUGAAAAUCCAUCUUUCUUUCGGUAUAGACUCAUACCCAGAAAAAAUUAUUGGCCGUGUUACCCGUGUAUCAAUUUUGCUGUCGUAGUUUCUCAUAUUUAAUAAUAUUUGGCACCUAUGGGAAAGUCUCUGAGUUUAUUAUUAAAAAAUAUUAGGCACCUAUCAAAUUUAUGCAAAAUGUUUGUUAAAGAUUCUGAUUAGUGGUUUUUAGAGUCAUAAGCUCAAUGUAUUUGGGGGUCUCUCGUGUUCUUAGAUAUCAAUUUAUGCCACAUGCCUUUCCAUUGUUUCCAUGGCCUUUAUUGUGAUCUUAAUGAACACAGGGAUUCAUUUUGAAUCAUUGAUUGACCUGAAAUAAAAAUUGAACUGUGAUUAAUUUAAUUGAGUUCACAACUUAGGUUAAUUAUUUUUGAAUUCCAAUUGUUUGAUAAAUUGUCCCAAUGAAUUAACUUUGUGAUUCCUCUCCCUAGUUUCACUCAUUUAUUUCCAAAUCGUUUCAUUUUACCCCUUAUUUAUUAAUUUUUACUUUUAAAAAGUUAAUUGAAUGAAAUUUUGACUAGUAUCUCUAAUUCUAUAUUGUGAUUCGAGGUUUACUUGAAAGCUUAGAUUUGAUUUCAUGGAUUCAAAAGGCCCAUCUUCUUCCUCUUCUUUUAGCCGUAAGUGGAAAUACGAUGUCUUUCUAAGCUUCAGAGGUGAAGAUACUCGCAAGAGUUUUACAGAUCAUCUCUACACUACUUUGAAACAAAAGGGAAUUUUCACCUUUAGGGACGAUGAAAAACUUGAAAGAGGCAAACCUAUUAAACCUGAGCUUUUAGAAGCAAUAGAAGAAUCAUUGUAUGCUAUUGUCAUUCUCUCGAAAAACUAUGCAUCCUCAACAUGGUGCUUAGAUGAACUUGUAAAGAUCAUGGAAUGCAAAGAUAAAAUAGGAUUAAUAGUUCAUCCCAUUUUCUACGAUGUGGAUCCAUCUGAGGUACGAAAGCAAACAGGAACUUAUGCACAAGCCUUUGUCAAACAUGAAAAAGAGAAUAUAGAUAAAGUUCACAUAUGGAGAACUGCUUUGACAGAAGUGGCCAAUCUCUCUGGUUUGUCUUUACAUGAUAGGUAUGAGUCAGAAUUUAUCCAAGAUAUUGUGGAAUUCAUAUCACAUAAAUUGAGAUAUCCAUUACUAAGAGAUAUCAAAGGAUUAGUUGGAAUAGAUUCCCAAGUGGAGGACUUGAUGUCGCUUUUAGCUAUAGGAUCAAAUGAUGUUCGCAUUAUCGGGAUUUGGGGAAUGGGUGGAAUCGGUAAGACAACUUUGGCUAGAGUUGUUUAUGAGAUGAUUUUUAGUGAAUUUGAAGGUGAUUGUUUUAUCGCUAAUGUUAGGAGUAAAUCUGAAAAAUAUGGGUUACUUCCAUUACAACAAAAACUUAUUAGUGAUAUUUUGAUGGAGAAAAGUGUGGAUAUUUAUAUUAGGGAUGAUUAUGAUGGAGUUCGUAUUAUCAAGAAUAGCUUAUCUCAUAAAAAGAUUCUUCUUGUUCUUGAUGAUGUAAAUCACUACAGUCAACUAGAAAAGUUAGCUGGGGAGUCUAAUUGGUUUGGUCCAGGUAGUAGAGUUAUCAUAACAACAAGAGAAGGGCGUUUGUUGAAAAUGCAUAAUGUAUGUGGAAUAUAUGAGCCUCAAGGACUAAAUGAUAUUGAGGCUCUUCGUCUUUUUAGUUUGAAAGCCUUCAAAAUAGAUAACCCCCCUGAAGAUUAUCUAAAAUUGUCCACAUAUUUUGUAAAUUAUGCUAAAGGCCUACCUUUAGCUAUUGAUGUUUUGGGUUCAUUUUUGCAUGGUAGGAGUAAGGAGGAAUGGGAAAGUGCAUCAUAUAAGCUCAAGGAAUAUCCUGAAAAAGAAAUUAAUGAAACACUUGAAAUAAGUUUUAAUGGACUUAAGGAUAUAGAAAAGGAAAUAUUUCUACAUAUCGCAUGUUUCUUCAAUAUGAAGGACAAAGAUUAUAUAGUAGAAAUACUAGAUUGUCUUGGCCUUUACCCUGCAUUUGGAUUGGAUGUUCUCAUUGAAAAGUCUCUCUUAAAAGAUUAUGAAAAUAAAUAUUGGAUGCAUGACUUACUACAAAUAAUGGGACAAGACAUAGUUCGUCGAGAUUAUCCUCAAGAACCUGAAAAGUGGAGCAAAUUGUGGCUGCAUAAGGACAUUCACAAUGUGUUGAUGAAAAAUACGGAAAUGGAAGCAAUUGAAGGACUUGUCCUUGAAUGUGGCGAACUAAAUAAAUUAGAAAUGGCACAUUGGAAUCUUGAAGCCUUUCCAAAGAUGCCUAACCUUAAAUUGCUUAUAAUUCAUGAUGUUCAACUUCUGCAUGGCCCCAAACAUCUUUCUAAUAAAUUAAGAAUUCUUGAUUGGAGUAUGUAUCCUUCAAAGUCUUUGCCAUCGAAUUUUCAACCAUAUGAGCUUGUUGAACUUCAAUUGUUGCAUAGUAAAAUUGAACAGCUUUGGAAAGGGACAAAGUAUUUGGACAAGUUAAAGUUCAUCAAAUUGAGCAAUUCCUUAAACCUCAUUGCAACCCCUGACUUCACCGGAGUUCCCAAUCUUGAGAAAUUGGUUUUCAAUGGUUGUAUAAAUUUACUUGAGGUACACCCAUCUAUAAUGGUUCUUAAAAGACUUAUUCUUCUUGAUCUAGAAAACUGCAAAAGCCUUAGAAGUCUUCCAAGCAAGUUUGAAAUGGAGUCUCUUGAAAUUCUCAUUCUUUCUGGCUGUUCAAAAAUCAAGAGAAUUCCAGAAUUUAUGGGAAGUAUGAAACGCUUAUCAAAACUUCACUUAAAUGGCAUUGCUAUUACAGAACUUCCCUCUUCAAUUGAACAUUUGACUAAUCUUGAAGAACUAUCUUUUCGAGGAUGUAAAGGGCCACCAUCUAAACUAUGGAAUAAGCUUUUUCCCUUUAAUUUAAUGCAAAGAAGAAGCCAAAAUCCGGUGAGCUUGUUAUUGCCUUCCCUACUGGGUAUGUGUUCUUUAAAGAGAUUGGACCUAAGUGACUGUAGUCUCCAAACAAUUCCUAAUGAUUUUGGAAACUUAUCCUCUAUAGCUAUCUUAAAUCUAAGUGAAAAUCACUUUAGUUGCCUUCCUGAAAGUAUCAAGCAACUAUCUAAAUUGUCGGCAAUUUAUUUACGCAAUUGCACAAGACUUUGUUCAUUGCCACAAUUGCCAUCAACAACUUUUUGGGUUGUAGCAGAUGGUUGUACCUCAUUGGAAACAUUUCCAAAUGGAUUAAAACCACACCAUACACAUCGUACACAUCUUUUCUUCUUGAAUUGCUUCAAAUUGGUUGGUCGGAGUGACAUGUUCAUUAACGUGCUGAGAAUGCUAUUAACAGUUCAUCAGGAAAUUUGCAAGCAAUCUAUAAUAUUAUAUCCCUUUGGUUCCUUUAAUAUUGUGAUUCCUGGAAGUGAAAUUCCGAAAUGGUUUAGUCAUCAAAGUGUGGGAAAUAGAGUUAAUGAACAAGUUACUCAUCCCAACAAAAAUGUGAAUAUACAAGUGCCUUCGCGUUCGAGUAAUAUGUGGAUUGGAAUCGCUGUGUGUGCUGUUUUGUCAUGCCCCAAUUUUUAUCUUUCUGAUAUUUUGAGAUGUUGCAUUCUAAUCAAUAACCAUAAAGGUUCAAACUUUUCUGUAGGCAUUAACCCUAGAUUGGUUAAGAUUAAAUCACAUCACCUUUGGUUGUCCUAUAUACCCUCUCAAAUGUUUAUUGAGAAAGUGAGAGCAAUAUUGAGUCAAAUUGAUGAGAAUGGAAUCAUACAGAUAGAGGUUAGAUUUCAAUGGGAUUCCAACUACUUCCUGGAGGUUAAUAAAUGCGGGUUUCGUAUGGUAUAUGAACAAGACAUUGAAGAUAUAAGAGAAAUGAUAUCAGCUCAAUCCAGCAACAGCACCUGCAUCACUCCUUAUGAGGGUUUGGAUAUUCACCAUGAUUUUCACAAUUCAACAGAAGGUAUCAAAAUGAAGCGAAGCCGUGAUGAAUAUGAAGGGGCUGGAGCUAGUGGAGAAGGCAGCUCUAACAAUGUCCCACACUCAAAGAGGAUUGAAAGAUAGAGAAUGGAUGGGCUCAUGCUAACUCUGAUUGCAACAAUUCUAAUGAAGUUGGCCUAGUACCAGUGCAUGGAACUGUAUAAGAAAUGGUGAAGAUCAUCAUCUGGUUUCCCAAAGUAAUUCCAAAUCAUGUGUUUAUUGGUUGGCUAAGGGUUCGCAACAGAUUGUCUACAAAAGAUUGAAUGUUUUAGUGAUAUACUAAUCUUGAUGCUCAGUGUGUUGUUUGUAAACGAAGAAUUAAAAGUACGGUUCGCUUAUUUUGUGAUUGUUUCUUGAUGGUUUAACCAUUAGAUCGCAGGGACUACAGUGAAUACACGUCACUCAUUCUUGUAAUAAGUGGAUUGGAAUGGUUGUGUGUGCUUUUUUUUCACUCCAUUAUCUCAAGAAGAUAUAAUGAAGGGUUGUUAUAUCUCUGUCAAUAACCCUAGAAAUUCCAGAUGUUUCGGAUUCUUAAAUCAUAAAUUUGUUCAGACUGAAUCAGAUCACCUUUAGCUGCUUUAUAUUCACCCUGAAUGUGUUUCUGAGAAUGAGAUAGCAGACUUUAGUCAACUGGAUGAGAAUGGAAUCAUUCAUACGGAGGUUGAAUUUGAUUGUAAGCCCACACUGAGUGUAAGAAAUGUGGGUUUCGUAUGGUAUACAAGCGAGACAUUGAAGAGAUCAGAGAAAUGAUGGCUCAAUCCAGCAACAGUAGCUGCAUCCUUUUGAGGUAUUGAGAUCUCAUGCAAUAGCUACACCUUGUAAUCAUCAAGAGGGUGUAGAUGUUGAUGCUCGACAUGAUUUUGACAAUUCAACAGAAAGUAGCAAAAUGAGAAAAACCGUGAUGAAUACAAUAGGGCUGGACCUAGUGGUGAAUGCAGCUCUAAUGAUGUACCACACUCAAGGAGGAUUCAAAUAUAUACAAAGAAUGUAUGGCUCAAGGUAGCUCUGACUUUGGUAACUCUGAUUGCAGGGAUUCUAAUUAAGGUGGUUCAGGACUACCCUGAUUUAGUCUCUGUAGUCCUCUUUCUUUGACUUUCUCCACCAACGGUAACAAAGCAUACCCCUCUCUCUCUCUCUCUCUCUCUCUCUAUAUCUUUCUCUCUCCCUUUCUGUUCUUCUCUGAUGUCAGAAUUUUUGAGCUAAUCUUUUCUUUGUUGAGUAUGUCAGCCUCAGUCACUCAACAUCUGCACUCACCUGUGGUUUCUCACUCUUCACUCUCUCACCCACAGUCAGCGACUCCUAAAGCAGUUGCAUUCAGUAUUGUCUCUGAAAGGUGCAUGAAACUGUACAAGGAAGAAAUGGCCCAAAGUUAAAUGGUUAAGAUCAUCUGGUUUCCCAAAGUAAUUCCAAAGCAUGUGUUUAUAGGCCGGCUAACGGUUCACAACAGAUUGUUAACAAAAGAUUGAAUAUUGUAGUGCUGUGCUAAUCUUGAUGCUCAGUGUGUUCUUUGUAAAAAGAGAAUUCAAAGUAGGAUCACUUAAUUUGUGAUUGUUCUUUCUCGAUGAGGAUAUGGUGAACCAUAAUGAGCUGGUGCAUAAUAAAAAAUCCAAAGUUCAGUUGGCUUGAGAUUAUGCUCUAUGAUGAGUAAUCCAUUUGUGUCUGGACUGGCAUUUUGGUCUGCUGUGUAUCAUAUUUGGUUUCAGAGGAAUGCUAGUAUUCAUUAAGGAAGACUACCUCAUGAAGAGGCAUGGUCAAAAUGAUCAUGUGGGAAGUGAAGAACAGAGUUGAAUGUAACAGUUACUGCAAUUCUGUUCUAAACAGGAGAAUAGUAGUAGUUAAUGGUCCUUGUUUCUGUUAUCUAACAGAUAAGGAAAUUUCAUUUUGUAAUGUUUAUGGUGUAGGCUGUUUCUAUAUUGAUGUUGGAUUGUUUGGUAGUGUUUUGGACUGAUUGUACAUCUGUUUCUAUUGAAAUGAAUUGCUCACUCUGUUUCUAUUGAUUA